Molecule: messenger RNA, 3362 nt
Organism: Clunio marinus
Lineage: Eukaryota; Metazoa; Arthropoda; Insecta; Diptera; Chironomidae
Source: the annotation of a GenBank genome assembly
UUAGCUGUGAAGCCGCCAAAUUAUGUUGAAAAGCCUAAAGUUCCCGACAAGUAUCCACCAAAGUAUGAAUACAAGUACUUUAUAGCAAAUCGUCAUACACAAGCAGCACAAGGUCACAAGGAAAGUCGUAAUGGUGACAACACACAAGGAAAUUAUUUUGUAAACCAUCCUAAAGGUGAAAGUAAAGCGUCGGUCAAAUACAUUGCUGAUGAAUGGGGAUAUCAUCCGGUGGCCAGAUAUUCAUUAAAUGGACCCCAUCAUCGAGUGUCAAGUCACUUUGCUUUGGGGCAACAUGCAGUCGAGCAGCUUAAUCAAAAUCCUGAUCAAAAUAAUCUCAAUACCAAUGAGAUUUUAUUCAAUCAAUAUUCAUUGCAACAACCUCAAGAUAGUCUUUCUACAUCACAAUUUGCUUUUGAUCCGAAAUCUUCUCUUCAAGCAUCUGUGAUCGAUGAUAAAAUUCCAACAAGCGGAAUUUAUGCUCCAAAUCAGCCACAUUACGAUCAACAACAUAUUAUUGUGCAACCACUGGUUUCGCCUUAUAAUCAACAGUUACCACUUUAUCGGAAUCAAGAAAAACAUUCAGUUCCGGUGACUUUUCAACAUGUCCAACAAUUGCCAUUUAUUUAUCAAUAUGCACAACAACCAAAUCAACCGCAUUUCAAUUACUUUUAUCAGCACAAACCACAAGAAGUAAUUUAUCAUCAACAGCCAAUUGCAUCAAUGGCUACGCCACCACAACAACAUUUAAUUAUUGAAAACCUCGAAGUAUCACCACCUGAUAUUGACAGUGAGAAAAACAAUGAAAGCAUUAACAACGCAGCACCCAAAGUGGAACUACAACAAGAAGAUAAAAAUGUUGACUUGAGAAAACUUCAACCAGAAUCUCCAUUAAACAGUGAAACAGGAAACAAUCAAAUGAAUGCAGAAGAAAAAGAAAUAGACAAAACAAAUUCAAACGUAAAUCAUUUCGAGUCGCCGAUUAUUGUGAAUGAAAAUAAUUUACCAAAUAAGAAUAAUGAGAUUAAAACAGUUAUUGUGCAACAAAAACCAACUCAAACAUCAACGUUACUUAACAAUUAUCAACCUCAUAAACAAUUUAAUCUUCAAAUUCUUUCUGAAGCAAAUACUGAAAGUAGAGAUCAAGGAACAUAUUCAAGUGGCAUUGUUAACAGAGAACCAAAGAUUAUAAAUGGACAUACGAAUAAUAAUAAUUACCAAUAUCUUGUUGAAGAUCAAGAUUUUAGAGAUUCAACACCAUCAGGAAUGACAGAAGCACCAAGUCGUCAAUUUUUAAGAAACUUUAAAAAUUUCAAAUCUUACGAAUCGUCAACAACAACUCAAACAUUUUCCACAUCAACCACACGUACUGUAACUGAGUCAAAUGAUAAUCCAUGCUGCAAAACAACUGAAACUUCAAAAGAAAAUGGAAAAAUUCUUGAAAUUACUCAACGUCCAAAUUCAGGAAAUUUCUUAAUUCCGAUUCAUGCUGGUGUGAGGCUAACGUUAGGUGAGAAAUCAAGCCAAUGUAAUGAGACUUAUACUGUGAAGCCACCAGUAGUUAAUGUACAUAAAACUGUCAGUAUUGUUCAAGAAGAACAAACAACACGAGUUCCUGUAUAUGGUGAUAGAAUUAUCGUUACCACGCCUUCACAACCAUUUGUUACCAAACCAAUUUACAUAGAAAAGCAACAACCUAUCAUCGUUGAAAAAUCAUUAAUCGCUCCACCAAAGGUUAUUGACCGUCCAAUUUAUAUAAAAUCACCACCUGAGACAAAAAUCGUCGAGAAAAUUGUUCACCAUCCUGUCGAGGUGGAAAAAGUUGUCGAGAAAAUUGUUGACCGUCCCAUUUACAUCAAAACAGAACCAAGAGUUAAGAUCGUGAAAGAACAAGUAUUUGUUGAGAAGCCUGUGAUUAAAGAAGUUAAAGUUCCAGUAGAAAAAACAGUUUUCAUAAAGUCACCACCCGAAACGAAAAUCAUUCAUCAACCAACGAUUCAAACUGUGGAAAAGCCAAUUUAUGUUGAGAAAAUUGUAAAGCAACCCUAUGAAGUCGAGAGAAUUGUCGAGAAAAUCGUUGAUCGACCAGUAGUGCAAACAGUUGAGAAGCCUGUAUAUAUUGAGAAAAUCGUUGAUCGGCCUAUAGAAAAGAUUGUAGUAAAACCGGUAAUUCAAACAUUAGAAAAGUUUGUUGACCGUCCAUUCAUUCAAACUGUUGAGAAAAUCAUCGAAAAGCCGGUAAUACAAACAGUUGAAACGCCGGUUUAUAUCGAGAAGUUUGUUGAUCGUCCAUUUGAAAAGUUUAUUGAUCGACCCUAUCCAGUACCUUACGCAGUGCCGGUUCCAAUUGAGAAACAUAUCAUACAACAUAAGCCUGACUUCCAUAUCAUUACAAAGAAAAUACCAACUAAACAUAAUCUGUUUGAUUUCGACAGUCUCUUUGGUUUCUUGAGUAAGAAGAAAGAGAUUCAGCAUAUUUAUGUACCAGGCAGUCAUCAACAUCAGUUAAAACAACUGAAUCAUCAUCGCUUAAUAGCUUCAACAUUUACUUCAAUUGAUCCAAUUCAACAAUCGCCAGUCAUUGAUUACUCUCGCUAUGCUACUUCUCAUUUAAAUCCUAUUAAACCUGUUUAUGGAGUUCCCACAAUAUCAACAGAAACCACAAAUCAAGGCUACAGCUACCCUAAUCCUCUACUUAAUUCGUAUGCUGGUAAAGCCGCUGGUACAUUUACUUAUAACAAUUUAAAUCCUACUGGAAUUGCUUCGUUGCCAGCCCAUUGGCUUAAUGAUAAUCUUCAAUCACAAUCUCAACAUGUACAGCAUAAAACUCCUUUAAUUCACCACGAUCAUUAUGUCGGUCCCGCACCUCUGUCUGAAGAUUAUUGGGCUAUGAAUGGAGUGACAGCAAAUGAAGGUUUGAAAUUUCGUCGUAAUGUUGAAAAUGGAAGAAGUUUAAGAAUCGAAUACGGUGGUUUUCUUCCGAAAAUGUCUCCUUCACUUGAGAUCGAUGAGAAUGGAAUGCCCUUGAAGAAAAAGGAAGAAAAUACUUGAUACCACUCAAUUUUAAUACGCAGACUGUUGAAAAACUAUUUAUUGUAGACAUUUGUUUUCUUUAAUUUCAUUAACCUUCACCUCCAUUUGAUUUUAAAAGAUUUUGUGCCAUUUUUUCUCAUUAUAUUCACAUCAUUAUAAGUUCACUUUUUAUGUUAUAAAUAUGUACGAAAACUUGCUAUUGCUCUUUUUUAAUUAAAUAUAAAUUUAUUUCCUUGAAUUUCCUUUAAGAUUUUCUUUCAACAGAAAGUUUUUAACAAAGUUUUAAAUCACAACCUCUUCCUUAAUAUCGACUAAAUAUUCCACAAUAAGUC